Molecule: messenger RNA, 1309 nt
Organism: Perognathus longimembris pacificus (Pacific pocket mouse)
Lineage: Eukaryota; Metazoa; Chordata; Mammalia; Rodentia; Heteromyidae
Gene: Arpc5l
Product: actin related protein 2/3 complex subunit 5 like
Exons: 4
Coding region: 86-550 (154 amino acids)
Biological process (GO): Arp2/3 complex-mediated actin nucleation; cell migration; regulation of actin filament polymerization
Cellular component (GO): actin cytoskeleton; cytoplasm; Arp2/3 protein complex
Molecular function (GO): actin filament binding
Source: RefSeq, a predicted model, not a curated record
CGGAGCCCGGGCCGGUACUGUGAACUGAGCGGAGCCGAGGCCGAGCGCGGAGCGGAGCCGGCUGAGCGGGCGCCGAGCUCCCGCCAUGGCCCGGAACACGCUGUCCUCGCGCUUCCGCCGAGUGGACAUCGAUGAGUUUGACGAGAACAAAUUCGUGGACGAGCAGGAGGAGGCGGCGGCGGCGGCGGCGGGCGAGCCGGGCCCGGACCCCAGCGAGGUGGACGGACUCCUGCGGCAAGGGGACAUGCUUCGGGCAUUCCACGCGGCCUUGCGGAACUCUCCAGUCAACACCAAGAAUCAAGCCGUGAAGGAACGAGCCCAGGGCGUGGUGCUGAAAGUGCUCACAAACUUUAAGAGCAGCGAAAUCGAGCAGGCUGUGCAGUCACUGGACAGAAAUGGGGUUGACUUGUUAAUGAAGUACAUUUAUAAAGGGUUCGAGAAGCCCACAGAAAAUAGCAGUGCCGUGUUACUCCAGUGGCACGAAAAGGCCUUAGCAGUAGGAGGCCUGGGCUCCAUUAUAAGAGUUCUUACAGCAAGAAAGACUGUUUAACAAAAAGACUCAUGUUACCUUGAGAAGAAUUUUGGAUGCCCAGGCUGGUGAAGAAGGGAUUGACAAUGAACUUACCUUCCUAGGAACUCCCAACGAAAUAUUUCAGGACACAUAUCUGCGGACAUGUAUUUUAUUUUCAAGGUGGAGGGAGAAGUUGUCUUACUGUUUCCUAAAUCCUUGCAGGAUCUGAGUCUCUGCCUUUGUCUACCAAGUACUGCAGAAGUGCCGUGGACUGGCUGGUGACUGGCCGGCGCCAGUCAGGGGCGCCUGUGUGCACUGCCUGUUUAACGUGGGGAGGGGUGAUUUGGGCAGGUGCAGAUCCAAGGGCUGUGGUGAAAGGGAGCCUGUUUUGUUUUUGUUUGUUUUGUUUUCCUUUCUGAAGUGGAAAAACCCUGAGUUUGUACAGACAUCCUGUCUUCGCAGAGAAGGCUUCUCGGGCUCAUUGUAAAGUGCCUGCUGCAUCAAUAAAGCUCUUGGCUCAUUAGUAUGUACAUUGCGGUGUGUUUCCUGUAUGUAAGCAAGCGGUAACCAAUGGGAUGGUAAUGAAUGAGUUGGACUGUUCUGGGUGGCUGUCCCUGGGGAGUGAGCAGGGCACUCCACAGGCCUCUUGCCUCGUCAGUACUGGAGCUUUGGCCACAGUGCUGCUGGCUGCUGCAAGAGGCAUUUUGCUGAAUAACUAUUUAUUGUUUCUUACUCUUGAUUUGUAUGUAAUUUUGGAGCUUAUUUAAUUUAAUAAAGUGUCAAACAUUUAAUAAGUGA